CUGUCAGGUUCUUAUUUCUUUCUUCUCAGUUGCAGGGAUCUAGUGCUCCCCAGCCACUGAGGUGAUUCCCCAGGGAUUGGCUUUAGCCCAGGUUCAUGGGGACUUGGCUGUGCCUGGCACACACACAGACACCCCCCACCAUCCCCAUAUUACUCCCUUCCAGGCUGCUGUACUAGGGCCUAGAGGUGUCCCUGACUUUGGCUCUUGUGUGACUGUCCCCACCCCCCAGGAAGUUUGUUGGCCUAAGGUUGUCUGGGACCUCCAGGGCCAGAUGUCUGGGGAAAUCACCACACAGCCACAUGGUCUAGUCCAGGGCAGCCUGAACAGGAAGGGGUGGCAGCUGCAUGCCCCACCCCUGGACAUCACAGAGGCCGGCCUGCAGGAUGAGGCCUGUCAUCCGCUUGACCAUUUCCUCUAUCCAGCUGCUCAGAGCCUUGUUGAGAUGGAGCUAGACUUGAGGAAGGACUUACCGACGAUGUUGGGGUCUGGCUUCAGAUGAGGAUAUUGAGACUCAACAGUGUUGGAGUCAGUCUCCUGAGCAUGUCAGAAGAGCUGGGAGGUCUUCCUCAGGUCUCCUGACUCCAGGUGGAUAUUCUUUCUGCUAGAGGCAGGUACAAGGACACCCCCUUCCUGGGCAGGAUGAGAGUAAAGAAUGAGGUCAGAAUGCGAAGUGCCAUUGGAGCCUGGAACAUAGUAGGACAAUGACUGCACCUGCACCCAGGACCACAGUGAACAUUCUCUGAGCUAAUGCAUAAAAAGCAUUUAGUGUCCCACAUGGCACUUAGAGGCCACCAUUCACAGGAGCUCACCUGUUGUGGAAGAGGAGGUUAGUGACUUGGUGGGGCCUCCUCCCUGCCACCAACAAUGCCCUCCAUCCCUUUCCCUCUCUUGAGUCCUCCUCUUUUCCUAUUUACCCUGUUUCCUACUUCCUCUAGCAUAUGGCUUGUGCUCACCUCAGGGCCUUUGCACUUGCUGUUCCCUCUCUGCAGCUCUGGUCUCCCAGAUGCUUGAUGACUGACUAUCGUUUCUGGGGUCUUAGCAUAAAUGUCACCUCCUCCAGGAUGGUGUGCCUGACUGCCCCAGCUGAUUUCUCUCUAGUGAAGCCAUUCUACAUUUCACUUGAUAGGUGAUAAUUUUGUUUACUCAUUUAUUCAGCAUCUUUCUCUCGUCCCUGCCAGGCUGUGGGCCUCAGGUAGGUGGACACCUUGUCUGUCUUGUUCCCAUUGUCCUUGGUGACUGGCAGCACAUAGUAGAUGCACCUCACAGACAGAGCCCUGCUCUUCUGGAGUUCACUGUUUAAUGAGUGAGGCAGGAUUGAACAAGCAAAGAAAAGUUUUGAUUUUUAAAAAAUUUAUUAUUUUUAAUUGUGGUAAGCUACACAUAACAUAAAAUCAGCAUCUUAACCAUUUUUAAGUGUACAGUUCAGUGACAUGAAGCACAUUCACAUAGUUGUGCAACCAUCACCACCAUCCAUCUCUGGAACUCUUUUCAUUUUGCAGAACUGAAACUACCUAUUAAAUAAUAACUCCCCAUUCUCUGCAUCCACCCCAGACCCUGGCUGCCACCAUUCUAUUUUUUGUCUGUGCAAAUUUAACUACUUUAUGUGGCUCAAAUAAGUGGAAUCAUGCAGUAUUUGUCUUCUUGUGACUGGCAUAUUUUGCUUAGAAUAAUGUCCUCAAGGUUCAUCCAUGUUGUAAUGUGUGUCAGAAUCCCCCUCCUUUUUAAAGGCUAAAUAAUAUUCCAUUGUAUGUACAUACCACAUUUCAUUUAUCCAUUCAUCUACUGAUGGACACUUGGGUUGCUUCCACAUCUUGGUUAUUGUGAAUAAUGCUACUAUGAACAUGGAUGUACAAAUAUCUCUUCAAAACUUGCUUCCAGUUCUUUAGUGUAUAUACCCAGAAGUGAAAUUGUUAUUAAUUCUAUUUUUAAUUAAAAAUUUUUUUUUGGUCAACUAUUUUAUUUUUAUUUAUUUAAAAACAUUUUUGGGGGGAGGAGGUAAUUAGUUUCAUUUAUUUGUUUAUUUAUUUAUUACUGGGGGUACUGGGGAUUGAACCCAGAACCUCAAGCUUGUUGAGCACACACUCUACCACUAAGCUGUAUCUUCUCCCCUCUAUUUUUAAUUUUUUUGAAGAACCAUCAUAUUGUUUGCUAUGGUGGCUGCACCCUUUUACACUCCCACUAAUAGUGCACAAGGGUUCCAAUUUCUCCACAUCCUCACCAACACUUGUUAUUUUCUGCAUUUUCUUUUUUUAGUAGUCAUCCUAAUGGAUGUCAGAUGGUUGUGAUUUGUAUUUCUCUAAUGAACAGAAUAUCCAUUUUGAAGGAGACAUGUUUGGUGAGAAUGGAGGGAGGGGAGCCUCUUAGCUCUGGUUUUCUGGAAGAAGGUGGCAUUUAAACUGAGACCUAAAAGAAGGGAAGGAGGCAGCCAUGGAGGAUCUGGAGGAAGAACAUUUUGGGGAGAGGAAGUAAUAAGUACUGGGGACCUGCAGUGUGAUUGAGUGCUGCCUGUUUUUGCUGGAGAAAUAGUGAGUAAUGGGGAGGGGAUGGAGGUGGGAGAUGUGGUCUGAGUGGGCUAGGUGAUCCAGGGCUUUAGGCCAUAGAAAGGAGUUUGUAUUUUCAAUUUACAGUAAUCACUGGUUUCCUCAGGUUGUGGGCAGGAGGUGGGCCGAGGGGGAACACAGGGGACAGAGGGAUGGCUGCUUGGAAAAAGGGGCUGACUGAGUGGUGAUGUCCCUAUGUGUGGGAGGGACAGUGCGUGCCCAUGGGCGCUUAGUGCUUGCGGGUGUGUGCCCGUGUGCAUGUGUGCAUGCGGAGGCCUGGGCAUGUGGGUUUGCAUGUGUGUCUGGACACUCCCAGAGGCCCUGGAUCAUUCUGUGAACUUCUCUCUCAAGCACUACUAUGCCUACCUCCUUCCUGCCCACACUGGCCACCCUAGCCAGCAGGGCUCAGUGUUGCUUCUCGGGCUCCUACCGUUGGCCUGGAACCAGCAAGGAGAUUCCAGAGCCAUACCUAGGGUUGAGGCUGGGCUCUGAGAAUGACGACAAAACUUUGAAGUUUUGAAGACCAGGGCAUGCCCGCCAGAGACCAGGAGAUGUCUCCAUACCUCACCUUUGCAAUGCAUCAAGGUAUGUGGGGGCCCCAGACUGGGUGAGCAGGGCCAGCUGCUGCAGUACCGACAAGGGCCGCGUGGGGACAGCCGAGGACGCCGAGGGGUGGCGGAGGAAAGGUUGGGGGGUUGGGGGACACGGGCAGGCAGGUCUGGGGUGAACCUCUGCGGGGCUCUGCGGUUUGUUUCCGCCUCCGAGUGGCUGUGUGUGUGUGAGGAAAAAAAGGAAGCCAUGAGCUCAUCGCCAUCCAGGGCAUCUCAUUUCAUCUUCACAGCCACAUCCUCAUAGGCCCAGAGAAGUGGAACCACUUGCCCAAGGUCACUCAGCAGGGGAUUCAGAGCAGGCCUGCUGGACCUCUCAGCCUGUGCCCUAACACUGCCCUACCCUGAGUGAGUUCAUCUGCGCAUGAGCUCUGGCUUGUUUAUCUGUCUCUAGGGCCUUACCUCACCCCAAGUUUCCCUGCCUCAUCAGGGCACAGUCCCUCUUGGGCAGGGCCAGGGCAGCCUGGGGAGGGAGGCUAGGACUUGAGACCCCUCCCAGAGGCCCCUGGGGAGGAGGCGUUCAGGGGUUCUGGGUUCAGCUCAGUUGUAUGCCCCCAUCACCAUGGGAAAAACAAUGUAUAGCAACAUCAGCCCCCUUUCUGAUCUUCCCCUUGGCUGAGGGCUAGGGCAGCAGGGUUACGGGGAUGAUGGGAAGCUGGAAGCCUCCUCCUCCAGAAAGUCCUCCCUGAUCACCCUCUCUGCCACCAAUGUCAGAAAUAGCAUUUGAGCUCCUUUGACACUUCAGUCAGGGAGACUAAAAACUCACUCUGGGUUGCUCUAAGGGACUUCAGAGACCCUUAAUCCAUUCUCUUAGUCAGCCUAGAAAUCUCUCUAACCCUCUUGACAACUGUCCAUUUUGCUUGCACAUCUCAUGUGGCAAGGGGCUCGCUGCCUUAAUGGGCAGCCCAUUCCAUUGUAGAACAGCGCCUUCUAGUGAGACCAAACUGGCCUGUCUGUCUCGUUGGAACUCGCUCACCCUGUGGAGCACAGAGCACGCACCCCUGUCUGCUGCACGCAGGCCCCAGCUGGCUUCAGAGAGGUCUGUGCCCUCUCACCCCCAUGCCCACCUUCUCUCCAGCUUCAGUGGCCCCAGCACCCCAUAAAGCACCUUUCUAGCCCUUCAUCUCAUGAGCAGCUCUCCUCUGGGUAUACUUUGGAUGAGAAUGGCUGCUUCUGUAGUGACUGCUUUUUUCUCAAUACACGAGAAAAUAUGGGUUUGUUGUAGGGAAAUUAGAAAAUACACACAAGGGAAAAACAGUCACAACCCCACCACCCAAAGACAAGCCCUUUUAGCUCCUUAGGAGUCUCCUUCCAGACUGACACCAAUGCGUGUGUUAAUAAAGCGCAAGGCAAAAGCUGGUGGUAGGAAGCCUUUUAGGGGAGAAAGGCAGUUAUUGUUUAACUUAACACUUUGAAGGGUCAUUUGGUUGUGAAGACAGGUCUGUUCUGGGAGGUUGAGGAAAGGAACAAAGAGAAGGAAAUGAUUCUGAUAGUAAAGAAAGAAGUUUGAGUUUCCAAGGGCCAUGCUAGAGAUGAGGGGAAAUGGUUCCGAAGCACUGCCCUCCUCACAAGCUCUCAACAAUCAUUCGCUCUCACUGUCCAUCAUCUUCGUCCUCCCCGAGCCUGGGGCUGGCGUCGUGGGAGUGGGGCAAAUCCAGGUUCCAGUGGCAGUGGCCUCCUCUAGAAUGAGGGAGCAAAGGCUGCAAUCCUGACCCCCUGGGGGAUGCCCCCCGCCUCACAAGAUCAAUCACACCAUGAAUGCUCCCCUUGCCCCAGGUAUCAGUCAAGUUGUGAGUCCAGCGGGUGGCACUGGCCGUGUGAAGGAAUAAGGGGUGUUCCCAAGAGACAGUACAGGGGAAACAGGACAGUGUGCAGGAGGUGAGAGGCAGAUGGGAAAUGGAGAAUUUCAUGGGAAUGAGGAAACAGAGCCAGCUGUACUAAGAAGAAAUUAAAGCUCCCCAAUAACUCCAGGGAUUGGGAUGGGAUGGGGUGGUGCACUGAGUACCCUGUGUCAUGGGCUGGGACCUUUUUAUUUAUUUUUUUAACAUUUUUUUUUAUUGAUUUAUAAUCAUUUUACAAUGUUGUGUCAAAUUCCAGUUGCACAAAUUUUUCAGUUACACAUGAACAUAUAUAUAUUCAUUGUCACAUUUUUUUUCUCUGUGAGCUACCAUAAGAUCUUGUAUAUAUUUCCCUGUGCUAUACAGUAUAAGCUUGUUAAUCUAUUCUACAAUUUUGAAAUCCCAGUCUAUCCCUUCCCACCCUCUGCGGGCUGGGACCUUUAGUGAGGGGAAUAACCCCAGAAACCUGCUUUUCCUUCUCAACUAGUUUAUAUAUAUAGAGAGAGAAUGUCUUUCCAUUUCAGCAAAUAUUUGUGAUGUGCCAUUUUAACUGCUGCAAAUAUUCCAGUGCAUAAAGACUCUGUGAUGUCUCUGACCACGCCCUAUUUUAGGACAUUUAGGACGUUUUGCUAUCAUAAUUAAUGUUUCAGUUAAAAGCCUUGUAGCUACAUCUUUGCCCACAUCCAUGUUUAAUUUUUUUAAGAUACAUUCCUAGCAACGGAACUGCUGGGUUGAAGAGCAGGGACAUUAACGCUUUUGAUACGUAUUGACAAAUUGCUCCCCAGAAGGUGGCGCCACUUUUGGCCCCUGAUGGGUCACAGCUGCGUGAAGGUGCCCCUUUCUCCACCCCUUAACCAUCAGUUGUCUUCUCUACCUAAUAUUUUAAUAUUACAAUUUUAAACAUACAGAAAAAUUGAAUACCUUUUAUUGCGACACCCAUCUAGCCACCACUCAGAAUUGACAAUUUACAUUAUACUGUGUUUGCUUUCUCAUCGUCUGUGCAUCUCUCUCCAUCAGUUCAUCUUCGUUUUUGGAUGUAUUUCAAAGUGAGUUGCAGGUACACUUCACCCCCCAACACUUCAACAUGCAUAUCACUAACUAGAGCUCAAUAUUUGUGUAUGGUUCUUUGCUUUUUUGAGACAAAAACCUAUAUAAUGAAAUGCAUAAAUCUUUUUUUUUUAUUGAAGUAUAGUUAGUUUACAAUGUUGUGUCAAUUUCUGGUGCACGGCAUAAUAGUUCAGUCAUUCUUAUACGUACAUAUAUUCAUUUUCAUAUUCUUUUCCACUAUAGGUUUUCACAAGAUAUUGAACACAGUUCCCCGUGCUAUACAGUGUAAACUUGUUGCCCAUCUGUUUUAUAUAUAGUAGCCAGCAUCUGUAAAUCUUGAACUCCCAGUUUAUCCCUUCCCACCCUCUUCCCCCUGGUAGCCAUAAGUUUGUUUUCUAUGUCUGUGAGUCUGUUUCUGUUUUGUAAAUGAGUUCACUUGUCUUUUUUCUUAGAUUCCACACAUAAAUGAUAUCAUAUGGUAAUUUUCCUUCUCUUUCUGGCUUACUUCACUUAGAAGGACAAUCUCCAGUUCCAUCUAUGUUGCUACAAAUGGCGCUAUUUUAUUUUCUUUUAUGGCUGAAUAGUAUUCCGUUGUAUAAAUAUAUCACAGCUUCUUUAUCCAGUCGUCUGUCGAUGGACAUUUAGGUUGUUUCCAUGUCUUGGCUAUUGUAAAUAGUGCUGCUAUGAACAUUGGGGUGCAUGUAUCUUUUAGAAUUAGCAUUCUCUCUGGGUAUAUGCCCAGGAGUGGGAUUGCUGGGUCAUAUGGUAAAUCUAUUUUAAGUCUUUUAAGGAAUCUCCAUACUGUUUUCCAUAAUGGCUGCACCAAACUACAUUCCCACCAGCAGUGUAGGAGGGUUCCCUUUUCUCCACAGCCUCUCCAGCACUUAUCAUUUGUGGACUUUUUAAUGGUGGCCAUUCUGACUGGUGUGAGGUAAUACCUUAUUGUAGUUUUGAUUUACAUUUCUCUGGUAAUGAGUGAUAUAGAGCAUUUUUUCAUGUGCCUAUUGGCCAUUUGUAUGUUUUCAUUGGAGAAUUGCUUGUUUAGGUCUCCUGCCCACUUUUGGAUUGGGUUUUUUUUUUUUUCUUAUGAAGUUGUAUGAGCUGCUUAUAUAUUCUGGAAAUUAAGCCCUUGUCAGUCUCAUAUUUUGAAAUAUUUUCUCCCAUUCUGCAGGUUGUCUUUUUGUUUUGCUUGUGGUUUCCUUUGCUUUGCAAAAGCUUGUAAGCUUAAUUAGGUCCCAUUUGUUUAUUUUUGCUUUUAUUUCUAUUGCCUGGGUAGACUGCUAAGAAAUGCACAAAUCUUAAGUAUAUCAUUCGUUGAGUUUUGACAAAUGCAUGUACUUGUAUACCCCAGCUCCUAUCAAGAUAUAGAAUAUUUGCAUCACUCCAGAAAGCCUCGUAGUCACCCCCUGACCCCACUGUUCUGGUUUCUUUCACAGUAGCUUAGUUCUGCCCAUUCUGGACCUUCAUAAGAAUGGAGUCAUAGAGUAUCCACUCUUUUUCUGUGUCUGGCUUCUUUCACUCAGCAUAAUGUUUUGGAGAUUCAUCCACAUGAUUGCAUAUGUCAGUCGUUUGCUCCUUUUUAUUGCUGGGUAGAGUUCCAUUGUAUAGAUGUAUAACAGCUUGUUAAUCCAUUCACCUCUUGAUGGACACUUGGGCCAUUUCCAGUUUGGGGCCAUUGUAAAUAAAGCUGCCAUAAACAUUCUUGUACAAGUCUUUGUGUGAACAUAUGUUUUCAUUUCUCUUGCAUACCUAGGAAUGGAAUUGCUGGGUCAUAGUUUAGGUGUGUGUUUAGUUUUAUAAGAAACUACUCGAUCUUUUUACAAAGUUGUACCAUUUUACACUCCCUCCAACAAAAGAUGAUCUUCGCCACUAAGUUUGAAGUUCAGAACACGGUGGGGUUGUCACCUCCUUGGUUUUGGGUGCUAUACCUCAGUGACUACUGCUGAAGGUCAUAAUGACAGGGUUGGCUGAGUUGCCCUGGAAAUCAACUGGACACCUUGAGCCAUUUCUCAUGGACAGAUGAAUGGAUGGGUGCCCAGCCAGGUCUUCUUGACCCUGAACUUGUACAGUUACUUUGUUGGAAUUUGAUUUUUUUUUCCAUUUGUUCUCAUUAAAUUCAAUUUUGUUCAUUCUGACUUAACCCUCUGUCCAGUCCUGAUAGUGAUGAGAUUAGCAAACUCACAUAUAGUUACCAUAUAACUCGGCGCGCUAACUCAUUCAGACUUCAGAACAACCCGACUGGAGAACUACUAUUAUCCCUAUUUUAGAGAUGAGGAAAUUGAGGCCCAGAGAGGUUAAGUAACUUGCCUAUGUUGACUCAGUCAUUAAUGAGCUGGGAAUAGAGCCUGGCAGUUUGGAUCCAGACAUCAUGGUCUUAACCACUCACUCUGUUUCCUCUUUAUGGCUUCAGAUGUCAUCUCCCUCCAUCUUCCAGUCUCAGCAGGCUCAGUGAGCAUGCCUCUAGGUCUUCAUCCAGAUUACUGGUUAAAAAACCAAAUGAAGCCUAUGGACCAGAUAAGUCUAGGGCCAAGGACAGAGCUCAGUGGCAUACCUCUGAAGAUCUCCUCUAUGGCAUUUUAUUUAUCCAUUUAUCUAUUAGACACUUAAGUUUCCACCUUUUGGCUACUGUGAAUAGGCUGCUAUCAAGCUUGUUAAUUAUUAUUUCAUAAUUCCUGUCUCAUCAGGUUCUUACCAACCCUUCCCACUAAGAUGGCUCUUGUCAAGGUCUCCACUGACAUCCAUGUUGCUAAAUCCAGAGGUCAGUUUUAAGCUCUCAUCUCACUUGAUCCAUCAGUAGCAUUUGACUUGGUCCAUCUCUCUCCUCCUUGAUGCUGUUUCUUCAUUUGGUGACGGGAUCCCACGCUUUCCUGCUUUUCUUCUACCUCUCUGGACACUCCUUCUGAGCCCUGCUUGUUUCUCCCUUUUCUCCCCUCCCACUUCUUCAUAUGGGAGGCCCUCAGGGCUCCUCUCCUGGCCUUCUGACACAGCCCCCACUCCUCCGCUCCUAGGUGGCCCCAUGACCUCUCCUGAAUGUCCAUCUCCCGAAUGUCCAGUACCCAGACCUUCCUCAUGUAUCUGGCUAUCUGACAUCUCCAGUUGGGUGGCCAACUGAUGUCUCAGCCUCCACCUGUCCUCCUCAAACACGUUCUCCCCCGCUUCCCCUCUUAUUUCCUGGCAGCUCUAUCCUUGCUGUUGUUCAUGCUCUCACGUUUUGCUUCACUCUUGACUCCUCUUUCUCUUAUAUCCUACACCCAGUUCCUCAUCUCAUCUUAUUGACUUUAACUUCAAAACAUCUGGGGGGAGGGUUUAGCUCAGUGGUAAAGCGCAUGCCUAGCAUGCACGAGGUCGUAGGUUCAGUUAUCAGUCCUGAACGGAGGGGAUAUUGGAACAGAUUUGCCCUGGUCCUGCCGUAGAGGACCUCUCAAGCUGUCAGGAGAGAAGGACAAGCAUAGUGAUGGGACAAGACAGACUGAGGGAUCCUGCUAUACUAAGCUGAGAUGAAUUGUACCCAAGGUUGGGGAGGGAUGUAGGAAGGGGGAAGUCACCCCUAUAGAGCUCAUUUCCCAGCUGUCACUGCCCCCAUCCACUCCAGUGCAGGCGGAAGGGUCCAGUUAAAGUACACACCAGGGACAAAAUACACACCAGAGAGUGGAGUCUGGGCUCUUUUUUACUUGAGGUAUGGUCUGCGGUAGGACACUUUCCUAGUUUCAGUGUCCUCAUGAGUAAAAUGGAAUACAUGAUGUCCACCUUAUAGGGUUGCUGUGAGGAUGAAAUGAGAUAAUGUGUGAAAUGAGAUAAUGCCAAGAACUUAGCAUGAACCUGGCUCACAGAACCGUCUUAAUAAAAGCGGCUGCGGUUAUUACCCGCGGUCUCCAAGCCGGUGGUUGCGCUUGGUAGUGUAGGUGCAAUUCUCACAGAUACCAGCAGGUGGCGCUCCGAUACCAUAAGAUCCGGUUCCUGGACUGACUGCUUUCGGAAGGGCGCCGGAAGGGGUUGGGCGGGGCGGCUUCCAGCUUCUCAGCCAGUUAGACUGUCCUUCCCGGCUGCGCUGAGGAGAGAUACCUGCACUCCCCUCAGUUCCAAGGAAGAGCGGGCCUGGGUCACCGUGGGAUAAUCAGUGAUGCCUCAGUUUUCCGUCUGUAUUGUGGAAGAGAAUGGCUUUCGGGGACAACCAGAGCCAAGUUAAGGAAAUACUCAGGUUGGUCCAGGUAAAGGACUUCCUGUACGAGCGAGCAUCCCAGCACUGGUUACAGGCUGGUUACAGAGGGACUGCGACUGGACCUCGGGCGCAGCUGGGCCUGGUGCUGAGGCAGGGGGAUGACUCAUAUGACCUCUAUUCGCUUCCCUUCUGGAUAAGAGAGAUAUUGAGAGAGAGAAUCCUGGGCUGCCCAGCGCGGAGGACCCAGGACCGUGCGUGGCUCCGUGACGCGCGCGAGACGCUCUGGUAAUCCCGAGUGCGGCCAGCAGAGGGAGGCAGAGAGGCUCGUGGGUCUCGCAGGGCUACCCUUCCAUUCCCAAGCUCGCCCUCCCGGGACCUUCCCCGUUGGCCGCAUCUCCCCGCGUCUCCCCAGGCCGGACUCAACACGUCUCGUGUCCCUUCGCUUUGAAAAAGGCUUGUCCUCCUCCCUCCGGCUGGGCUUCCUGGGGCAACACUGGGGUGAGGGCCGGCUUUAACCCUAACUCUGUGAGCCCCAGUUGAGCCCUAUCCUCUGGGCCUCAGUAACCUGGAUGAGGUCUACUGGCCACUGUAAUCCUAGCAGCUCUAAUUUCCUGAGAUGGGGUGAUGUUAGCUCCCCAAGGGUAAGGCUUUGAGUGGCAGAAGGAGAUCCUUUCCUUACCUCCCCCCCCCCCCAUUAACCCAGGCCUGGAUGGCCAGCUGGACCUCCAGAAGCAGGCGAAUGUACCCCAUCUCACCCUGGCCAGUUCCCGGCAUUCUCCUGGAUGGGCUCCCAGAGGUCCACAAAGGCUCUCAGACAAAGUUCUGGGCCAGGCUUUGCCUGUGCCCUGGGCCUGCAGCCGGCUGGCUCUAAACACCGCAAGUCCCUGGCACUCCUUGUGGGGCUUUGUCCACCAGCCCUGGACCAGUGCUAGCAGGGCCACACUUGCUGGGGGAGGGGAUGGGCCAGGCAGCUGUCAGAGCCUGAGCAGUCUCCCUUCCCUCUUGCCCAUGGCCUUGCUCUCCUCCAGGGGACCUUCCUUCUACCCUACCUUGCUGAGACAGUGCCCUGCCUUCUCCUUUGGGCUGCAAGCUCAAAUUGUCACUUUCUUCAGGGGCCUGCUCAUAUUCUACUACUGAUUUGUCCACUCAUCCAUCCAUCCAUUCAGCACUUACUGAGCUCCUACUACACUCCAGGCCCUUACUAGAUGCUGGAGGUCCCCUAGUAAUAAGAUUCACAGUCUUGGUGAGAUUGUAGGCAGGAGACUAGUAAAACCCAUACCUAAAAUUUGAUUUCAUCUUGUGGUAAAUAGAGUGAAGCAGAUAAGCAGCAUUCUCUAGGAAGCUCCACCUACUGGGAUAUUUCCCUUGGAAAAUCGUCUGUGCUGUGGAGAGAGGGACUUCGUCUGAGUCCUGCAUGCCCCCUCCCAGGGCCUGGCAAACAGGCGCACAAUAGGUGCUCAGUAAAUGUUUGUUGAAGGAAUGGAUGAAUCUUUACCCUCACAGCCAGGGGCUGCCAGCAAGAAGGGUCUUUCCACCGUACACUCCCUCCUAGUUAACACAGGAGUGGCAGGUAAUGUUGGGAUGUACAGGUGAGACCCUGAGGCUCCCAGGAUUCCACCUCUGGCCACUCUGGCCCCCUGCCCUACUCCUCACCACAUGGCUUCCCUACCUUGGGCCCAGCCAGAGUCCAGGGGCUAUGCGUGGAUUCCACCAUGAUUGCUCAAGCAUCCAUUCUUGGGCUUUAUCACCUUUUGGGUGCCUCCUGUGUGCUGGCCCUAGGGUCAGGAGGAUCUGGGGACCCAGAGAGGAGGGAGAAGGGUCCUUGCUCUCCUGGAUCAUCCAGUCCAGACAGUAAUGGCCAGUGUGUAUGUGCCGUGAUGGAGGAAGACCAUGGCACUGGGGGCCCGGAGAGGUGUGUGCCCAGCUUGGGGACACCUCCUCAGAGAGACCUCCUUUGAUUACCUGGCUGAAGGAGUUCCCACCCUUCCAGCUAGGUGCAGUCACAGCCCCAUUUUUUCUGUUUAUUUGUUUCAAAGCACUUUUUUAGUAUCUGCAGUUAUCUUCUGUCUUUGUCUGUUGGUGUGUUCAUUAUCUGAGUGCUUACUGGGGGCCUACAAUGUGCCAGGCAGUGUUCUAGGCCCUCAGGAUACAGAAGUGAAGGAACAGAUUUCCUGCCCUCCUGGAGUUUAUGGUCCAGUAAUGGUCGUGGUGGUCACGAGACAGACAAUAACUAGAAUCAACAUGUAGUAUACAGAUCUGUGUUAUGGAGGAAAAGAAAGCAGGGAAAGGGAGAGGUGGGUGAGGGAGGGGGUAGUAUUUAGGUAGGGUGGUCAGGGAAGGUGAUAUUUGAAUGAAGAGCUGAAGUGGGUAAGGGGUGAGUCAUGCAGCUACCCCAGGGAGGAGGGUUUCAGGCACAGGGAUAGCAAGUGCAAAUGCCCUGAGGUAGGAAUGUGCCUGGUGUGUUAGAGGAAAAGCGAGGAGGCCAGGAGAGGUGUGAGGUCAGAGAGGUGACUGGUGCCAGAUAAUGCGGGGCCUUGUAGCCAGUGUAAGACUCAGCUUAAGGCUUAAUGACCAGAGAGUCAUUUGAGGAUUUGGAGCAGAAGAAUGACAUGAUCUGACUGCCGCUGAACAGGAUCCCUUUGGCUGUGGUGUUGGGAAUGUUGGUUGUGUGGCUGUGUGGAAGCAGGGGGAGCAGUUAGGAGGCUACAGUAAUUAUCCUGGUGAGAGAGGAUGGUGGCUUGAGCCAGGUGGGGCAGUGGGGUGUGAGAGAAAGUGAAGCAAAGAUAACUCUCAGGUUUCCUGCCUGAGCUGAUGGAAGGAUGCUGGUGGUGACAUUUACUGCAAAGAGGAGGCUUUGGUUGGGAUAGGUUGGAGCUGCUCUUUGGACAUCCCAGUGGACACUUCAGACCAGCAGUUGGGCUUGGGGGUCUGACCUCAGGGGGUUAAGUUUGGAGCUGGAGAAUCAUUAGGGUUUAGAUGGACCUUGAAGCCAAGGUGGGCUCAAGGUGGGAGAGCGAAGGGGAGAAGACAGAGGACAGCCCUGGGGCGCAUCGGCAUUUGGAGGUCAGGGAGGGGAGGAGGAACCAGCAAAAGAAAAUGAGAAGGCAUAGCCUGGAAAGUGGGAGGGAAACCAGGGUAGUGUGGUUCUGGAAGCUGAGGGGAGAACAUAUUUCUCGGGGGGGUGUGGUGUGGUGGUGAUCAACUGUGUCAAAUGCUGCCAAUAAAUUAAGAUGAGGUCUGAGAAUUGACUUUUGGAUUUGGCAUCAUAGUGGUCACUAGGGACCAGGCCUUAGUCGUCUGUCUAGUCCCUUUGUACAAAUGUUAGAAAGAAGUGGCCUCUCUGUACCUCCCCUAUACAGGUGGACCCGGCUGUGCAGGCACACAAAAGGGAGACACCUCAGUGUAAGUGAAAAGGUGUCCCUCUCCCAGCCAGAGGUAGCCUUGAACUAGGCACACAGCAUGGUGAGAGGACAGCAGGCUGGAUUUCAGCUCCCUCUCCACUCCUUAGCCCCUCAGGCACCCUUGUGUGGUGCCCAACCUGUAUGUCCGUAUUCAGCAGCUGUAUUAGUGACUUUGAUGAGUAGUGUCAGUGGAGUGAGUGUGGAUGAGGAAUGAGAGUCAGAUUGGAGUGUGUUCAAGAAGGAAUGGAGUGGGGGACAGUAUAGCUCACUGGUAGAGUGUGUGCUUAGCAUGCAUGAGGUGCUGGGUUCAAUCCCCAGUACCUCCAUUAAAAAUAAAAAGUAAAUAAACCUAAUUACCCCUCCCCAAAAAAACCACCAAACAACAGCAACAACAAAAAGUCCCCAAAAUAAAAAAAAUUAAAAAAAAGAGGGAAUAGGGGAGGAAUUGGAGAACAUGGCCAACUUUCUCAAGGAGCUUUGCUGUAAUGGGGAAAAAGAAAUGGGACAGUAGCUGGAAGGAGCUGUAGGGUUGAGAGGAACUAGCCAAGUGGGGGUGGGUGAAGGGGAAGGCAUCCCAGGCAGGGGACCAGCAUAAGCAAAGUGAGGUCAUUAGGUCUGGUUAGUGUGGAGAGUCAGAGGUCCUGGAACAUCACAUUUGAGGUGGGAGGUGUCAGGAGAAGAUACUGGACAGGUGGCCUGAAGCCUUUAUCUUGGGGGUGGGGUUGGAGCAUGGCUGGGCACACAGCAGGUGCUCACUGAGCACCCUGGGAUUGCCUGGAGAAGCCCUUCCCAGCCUCUCCUCCCCAGGCCUCAGUCUUCCAGCUGGCACUUGGGAAAAUUGGGUGUUUCAGGUGUUCUCUGAGCCAGUGAUGGACCCAAAUGCUUUCCCCAAAUGCUUGGUAGGUCUCAGGUCUUGGCCUCGUUUUCUCCCUAGAUGCCCCCACGCUGUUCAGGCUGAGGAAGAGCAGGAGGCCCUGCCUGGGCCUAGGGAGGCAGGAGGUCAGGUAGAAGGAUGACCCUGGGAAUGGAGGCCAUGGCAGAGGCUGUGGUGGGCUGAGUGGCUGGGAACUGUGUCCCCUGCCCCUUUUCAGCCUCCAGAACCUGCCUUCCUGAGACUCAUCCUCAGGAGGAAAGGGAAGUUUCUUGGAGGAAUGAGAGAAGCUGUGGCUUCUUUCCCUGCAGGGAUGCUGGGGAAUACAGUGUAUUUUGGCUGCUGGGUGGGACGAUGCUGGCUUUGUUCUCUUUCAAGGCAAAAGUAGCUACAAGGAGUAAUAACAAUGACCCUCUCUUCCAUGCCCAUGGCACCCAAAGCACUCUCCUCACAAAGAGCCCACCUGUGGCCUUGUGACAAUCCUUUGAGCCCUUUGAGCUAGUUCCACUUGACAUGGGAAAAUGAGGGUCAGGGAUGGGAUAUAGCUGCCCGUGGCCACAUGGCCGGGAACCAGCAGUGGCCAGACUAGAACCCACGUCUCCUGGCCCUGGCCAGCUCAUGCCCAUUGCAGCAGGCUCCUGGAAUUUCAAGGGCUGGGAAGCAGACCCAGGCCAGGGACUAGGUGCUGUCUACCAGCCUGGCCCAGAUUAAGUGGGGAGACAGCUGGUUUUCCUUUUCGCAUAUAUUUAUUAAGCCAUACUGAGUGUUAGGUGUUAAGGAUACAUUGUGAACAAGGCAGACCAUGCCUUCAGGAGGCUCACAGUCCCUCUAGGUGGACAGAGAUUAAAUAAUUGAUUCCAUGAUUAGGUCCCUCAUUACAGUGGGAAGAGCCGUGGCCUGUUGGGUGCAUCUGUGGGCCAGGUCCUGGGUGGGUAGGCACUGAGCACAUCAGCUCCUUUCAUCCCUGGCCCAGCCCCACAAGGAGGGCUGUGACCAUCCUCAUUGGGUAGAUGAGGAAGUGGAAGCUCGGAAAGGUGGUCCAGCUGUGACUUGAGGUCAUGGGUCCUGAGGAUGGGGAGCAAAGCCCUGGCACUUCCACUUCCCCCCACAGCCCCUGCUGCUUGCCAACUGCCACCCAGCCCUGCCUCCAGGAAGCAGAGACUAGAACGUAGAGGGCAGGACAGCAGGGAAGCCCUCUGUGCCCUUCAAGAAGGCCCUGGCUUCCUGCAGUAGAGUGGCCCCCUUGUUUCUGGGCUCCAGAAUGCCCUAAGUUUUGAUGGGCAUGAAGGGGUGUGGCCAGAGUUCCCUCUCAACUGCCCAGCUGUGUCCGCAAGAUCAGACCUCGUGGCUUAUGCUUUUGGAGUCUGUAAAACAGGUUGUAGGAUUGUUUUGAAGGUUAAAUAUAACAUGUGGAAAGCAUUUAGUGAGGACUCUGGCACAUGGUAGAUGCACAUAGUUAAUAGCAGAAGUAUCACCAUGGUGAUUGAGACCCCAGCUGUGGCCCAUCUGGAAAAGGGAGGAGACUGAUCAUAGCUCAGACCCUGUACCUCCAGUUACUGCCACUUGGGCAGCUUAAACACCCCUCUCAGGUCAGCAAUUCUCUCUUCUCUCAUCCUCUUCUCCCUAAGAAGAGGGUCCCUGUCUGUGUGUGUAUGGGUGGAAAGAAGAUCAGAGAAAGCCUCAUGGAGGAAGAGGCAUUUAAGAAGGGAUUUGAGGAUUGAGUAGGAGUUCAUUGAGCUCAGCAGGAUCAAGGCCUGACCAGAGGGUGGAACACCUGCACAGGUACAGAGGUGGGAAGGAGCUGGGUGUAGUGAGCAGCCCCUGGGUAGGGCCUGAUUCUAACCUGAUCUCCCUCCUCUGUGGGAGGUGGCCUGCCCACCUGCCCUGCCUCCCCACAAGUCCUGGUCUCCCUAGAUCCCUGUGGGUGUGGGCCCUUCAUUUUCUCUCUGAGAGGUGGAACCUUGUCCUGUAAGAGCCUUACAGCCAGGAAGUAAUUUUUAGUGUUUAGCUCAGGUUCGAUACUGUCAACCGUCUUCAGAGCUAGGGUCCUGGAGGCGGGGAGGGCUUCAAAGUGGUGACUAGCAGGGCCUAUGUGGCAGGUUCCUGGGGAGAGAGUUUCUGCAGCCCCGAGUGCUGGGCCCCUGACCUGGCAAAGGGAUUCUGCAGCCCCUCCCUUCUACCCGCCUCAGGGUCUCUCCCCUUUGUCCCUCUCCUCUGCACCUGUCCUCACUGCACUCCUUCCAGCUCUGUCCAGGCCUAUCUUCUCACCCCAUACCCCAGGUCUUUCUGUCCCUCUGUCUGUCUCUGUAGGUAGGUAGCUAGGGCUCAGCCUCCCUCUCUCUGAGAUUGUCCACCUUGGUCCCUUGCACUCCUCGCUUCUCUCGGCCUGAUUAGGUCUCCUGGGCGAGAGAGUGUGUGUGUGUGUGUGUGUGUGUGUGUGUGUGUGUGUGUGUGUGUGUGUGUGUGUGUGUGUGUGUGUGUGUGUGUGUGUGUGUGUGUGUGUGUGUGUGUGUUGGGGGGCCGUCGGUAGAGGCAAGGAAUCAGACCACAAGCAGACCAGGGGAGGAGGGCAAGGAUCCGCUCCCGCCUUCACCCCGAGGAGGACCGAGCGGAUCCUGAGAGCUCAGGGUCUGUGGCCCGAGGGUCCCGCCGAGGGGGUGGUGUUGGGUCUGGCAGGCUGGCCCGGGGUUAGAGGACAGCUGGAGCUCGGCUGGGCUAGGAGGGGGGCGGAACCUCGCAGCGCUCCCCUCCCCCACUUUCUUAAAGGGCCGGCGCGGGCCGGUGCCGGACCGGCUGGUCGUCCCUUCCCCGCCGGGUCACGGCGCACGGUCGGUCCCUCAGUGCAGAGCGGCAGGCGGGCCGGCAGCCUGGGUGGCCGCUGUCGCCUCCCGGCUGCGCUCCCCGCGCGCUCCGCCCGCAGUCUCCCCCCUCCCCGCUCUUCCCCGCCCUUCCCGCUCCUCCCUCCCUCCUUCUCUCCUUCCUUCCCUCCCUCCUGCCGUCCGUCCCCCCAUUUCUGCUCAGCUUCUCCACAGCCGCGGCUCUCACACCUGAAGGGAAGGAUAGAAGCGGGCGCGGGAGCCCGGACAGGCGGCGGCGGAGUCGGACGGCGGCCUCCGCAUGGCCCCGCCGUGAGAGGCUGGACCCAGCGCCUGGGAGCAGGAGCGGUCUAGGGGCUAACCAAGAGCAGCCAGCACAGGGUAGAAGCAGUAGCUGCCAUGGAUGAGGAAAAGCUUCCGUCUGUGCUGCCUGGGGAAGAUGGUGCCGCCUGGGACCUCAGCCUGGAGCCUGAGAAGGAGCCUCUGGUCCAGAAUGGAAUGGCAUCCAGUGAAGACCUGAGCAGCAGCCACAGCAGCCAGGGGCACGAGAUACAGGGCACUCUGGCAGACACUGAGGAGCAUACAAAGGGCCUAGACAUGGCCCUCCACGGCCUCAGCCUUGGCCUUUCCCUCACCAAUGGCCUAGCCCUGGAGUCAGACUCAAGCAUUCUGGAAGAUUCUGCAGAGUCCAGGCCCUGGAGGGCUGGUGGGCUGGUAGAGGGGGAUGAUGCCUCCAGAAGCCUCUGUCCAGAUUCUGAGGACUCUCAGCUGGGGCUGGGUGGCCCCCAAGAGCCAGAUGUGCGGGACGGCUUCAGUGCCACGUUUGAGAAGAUCGUGGAGUCGGAGCUGCUGCGAGGCACCCAGUACAGCAGCCUGGACUCCCUUGAUGUGCUGAGCCUCACGGAUGAGAGUGACAGCUGCGUCAGCUUCGAGGCCCCCCUCACGCCCCUCAUCCAGCAGCGGGCCCGGGAUAGCCCUGAGCCAGGGGCUGGCUUGGGCAUUGGGGACAUAGGGUCCGAAGGGGACAUGGGAGCAGCUGGUGGUGAUGGGGAUCUGGGCAGCCCCCUGCGGUGCUCCAUCUCCAGCAGCCGCUCGGAGAAUGUCCUCAGCCGCCUGUCUCUCACAGCCUUGCCCAAUGGCUUCCAUGAAGAUGGAUCCCCAGGCCCUGGUGGGGAUGAGGAGGAUGAGGAGGAGGAGGACACAGACAAGUUGCUGAACUCGACCAGCGACCCCAGCCUGAAGGAUGGCCUGUCGGACUCAGACUCAGAGCUGAGCAGCUCAGAGGGGCUAGAGCCUGGCAGCACAGAUGCGCUGGCCAACGGGGGCCAGGGCGUCAGUGAAGCUGCCCACCGGCUGGCACGCCGCCUCUACCACCUGGAGGGCUUCCAGCGCUGCGACGUCGCCCGGCAGCUGGGCAAGAACAACGAGUUCAGCAGGCUGGUGGCCGGGGAGUACCUCAGCUUCUUUGACUUCUCGGGCCUGACUCUGGACCGAGCGCUCAGAACCUUCCUGAAGGCCUUCCCGCUGAUGGGGGAGACGCAGGAGCGCGAGCGAGUCCUUACGCACUUCUCCCGCCGGUACUGCCAGUGCAACCCUGAUGACAGCACUUCGGAAGAUGGGAUCCAUACGCUCACCUGUGCCCUGAUGCUGCUCAACACAGACCUGCAUGGACAUGUGGUAAGUGUAGCUGGUGGUGUGCAUGCCCUGUGAGCCUAGAACCCCAUCUCAUAUCUCCUUCUGUGUCCCCCAUCACCCCAUCUGGCCCCACCGAUCACUGCCCCCUCAUUGCUCACCCAGGGGUGGUCAGAGCCCCUCUGUUGGGUUGGGGAUGUUUCAGUGACUCAUGGGGACAGCAGGACACACAUCUACUUCAGGAGUUAACCAGGAAAGUCCAGGGCAUAUAGGGUGGAAAAAAGAGCUGGGACAGGCUCAACUUCAGUUCCUACUCUUGCCUCCAGGUGGUACCUCUGUGGCCGUGGGCAAGACACUCGCUUCUCUGGGUCUCAGGUUCUACAUCUGUGCGGUGGGAAUAAUGAUUUCCUUCUUAGCACCCUGGGGAGGACUGAGAGAGGUAUCCCCAAGUGUCAGGAUCUGGCACUGAGUAAGGAUCUUAUUAUGAAUAUUAUUAUGUAAUAAUACUAAUAUUAUUCAUUGUUAAUAUUAAAAUCUAAAUGAUGGUGAGUCCGAAGGCCCAGGCCCUGGAGGAUGAAGGAUGUGACAGCAGCCUGAGUGGGUGUGGGCACACUGGGGCACCUGGCCUGGGGAGGGAGGGUCCUCGGUGACCUAGGCACAAAGAGGAGUUGUGUGACAACUUCGGUUAUGUCCACCUGGGCCAUCAGCCUGAGUGUGGAAUAGGAGAGAAGACAUGUGUAUUCCAUGGGAAUGUCACCAGAGCUAGUACCCACUAACAGGCUGAUGUUCAUCCGAGACUGCUCACUGUUUACAGAGAGCAGGUGUUGCUAGCACACCUUAAAAGGAACGUUAAGUACCCCCUUCUCUCCCCAUCCCCACGCUUGGUAGGGCUGAGGCCCAUCUCAGGACCCAGUCACUUCUGUGUCAAGCCCUGGAUGCCUUUCCCCGUGGUUGAGAGCUGCUAACAAGGGCAGCAUUCGGUGAAAUCCGGGUGGAGAGUAGCCCCCAGCUUGGUGGGCCUUAGCUACCCACGGCACCACAGUAAUGCCUGCAGCUCAAGAGAAACAUCAACACCUUCAUAGAUCAGAAGUGAGUGAGGCAGGAUUGUUCACACUUGCAGCCCACAGACGUUGAAAACCCAUGUUUCUCACUGUGCAGUAUUGCACAGUGAUCAGGAGCAAGUGUUUUGGGUUGGAGUCCUUUGCAUUUCUCCACAGGACAGCUUGUGGCCUGGGGCCAGUUACUUGUUUCCCUAAACCUCAGUUUCCCCAUUGUAAAGCUCUUGGGAAACUUAAGAAGACAGCACUUGUAAAGCACUGGGCCCAGGGCUGGGUUGUGGCAGUUACUGUGAGCUUUGCAAAGGGCCCCAGUGGAGGUGGCAUCCCCUGCUUCGUGCUUUCCUCCCUCCCUUCCUCUUCUCAUUCUGCUGCUCUUCAACAGAGACUGAGUGCCAGGUGGAAGAUGGGGAUCUCAGGAAUGCAGGGCCUGCUAGGGCCCCCAGAAAUAGAUCUGGUCAGAGAGGGAGGCAGUAAAGGGGCUGACAGAGGGAGCAGGUGCGCACUCUAGUGGAGGAAUCAGGAGGGCUUCCUGUAGGAGGUGCAUUUGGACUCUAGGAGCUGAGCACCUUCUGUGGUCCAUAAACAAGGAGGAAAGAGAACUUCUGCCUCAGGGUGCCUACCAUCUAGUUAGAGGAUUUAGAAAAUAAAUAAGUAAACAAGUGAUUACAAAUAGUGAUAGGUCUGUGAAGGGAAUAAGUAGGUGGGUGUGAUGGGGUAAGAUGGGGGUCAGGGAAGGCCUCUCAGAGGAGGCAGGGUUGGGGAAGAGACGUGGAGGAUCAGCAGGAGUCAGCCAUGGAAAGAUGGAGAACAAAGCCUUCCAGGCAGAGGGACCAAUAAGACUGGUUUCUAUCUUUUGGCUAUUGUGAACAGUGCUGCUAUGAAUAUUGGUAUAUAAAUGUUUAAUUAUUUUACAAUUUAUUUUUAUUAUUUUAUUGAAUGAAAGAGUCUUUGAAUUCUUUAGCAAGUUACAGUUUUCAAAAUUUUCACACACAUAAUUGCAUAUAAUCCCAUAAUAACCCUCCCCCCCAUGUUGCCCCUCCCCUCUCCCCACUGGUAACCACUAGUUUGCUCUCUGUGAGUCUGUUUCUUUUUUGUUUUAUUCACUAGUUUGUUGUAUUUUUUAGGUUCCACAUGGGAGUGAUAUCAUACAGUUUUUGUCUUUCUCUGUCUAACAUAUUUCACCUAGCAUGAGUUUUUGUUUGAGUACCUGUUUUCGAUUGUUUUGAGUGUAUACCUAGGAUUGGAUUGCUGGGUCAUAUGGUUGUUCUCUGUUUAACUUUUGGAGGACAGUAAAACUGUUGCCACAGUGGCUCUGGUUUGAAGCUAGGUGGGAGAUGAUGUUGCCUCGGGCAGACAGGGCAGUGAACGUGGAGAGAAGGGACUGAUGAGGGAGACCAGUUGAGGGUGAGUCUGACAGGACUUGCUGAUGGGGCUGCUCAGGGAAAGAGAGGAAUAAGGAUGGGUUCAGCAUCUGGCUGGAUGGCAGUGCUAUUUCCUGAGAGGGAAAGGAAACACCUCUGUGUGUGUGGAGGGUGUGGUGAGUGGGAGAGCUGGGAUUCGAGUCCCAUUUUUGACACAUUGUGUUUGAGAUGCCUACUGGUCAUGAAUUUGGGGUUGCCAAGGAAGCAGUGGGAUAAACAAAUCUGGGAUGCCAGAGAGAGAUGGGGUGAGGAGGUCACUGCCAUCCUGAUGGAAUAAAAGCCAUGAGACUGGCUGAGUGUCUUAGGGAGAGAGGCAGGCUGGUGGCCUCAUCCUGGGGUGUGAUGUUAUUUAGAGGUCAAACAGAGCAGCAGGAGAGGCUUUGAUGCAGCCACGGAGAUUGGAUGAAAAGUGGGACUGUGUGGUGUCCCAGAAGCCAAGAGAAAAAGGUGUUUCAACGAGAAGGGAGUGGCCAACUGUCUAAAAGGCUGCCAUAUGGUCAAGAAAGAUGAGAAGAGAAAUGACCAUUGGGGUUGGAAUGGCCAUCAGUGAGUCAUUAUUAUUGGAUGGUCAAGGUCAUUGGAGACCUUUACAAAAGCACUUUAGGUGGGGUCUGGCGAGGACUAAAUACCAGGCUGGAGUGGGUGGAGAUGAGGAUAGGUGGUGAGGAAAUGGAGGCUGUGGAGAAUUCUUUCACUAUCUUUGGCUUUGAGUGGGAUCUUAAAAUAAGCCAGGGGCUGGAGGGGUCUAGGAGGGACUGUUUGAAAUCUGACUAGACCAUGUGUCUAUGCCAAUAGGAUCCACCAAGCAGGCAAGGAGAAACUGAUGGUGCAGGACAGAGAAGGGAAAAUGGAAGCUUUCCUUGAGAUGAGCAGCCUAGCAUAGGUGGAGAGUGGCCUUAGCUGAGAGUAGGGACACUCAGCCCCUAUGAUAAAGUGAGCUGGAAGGGGAGGUUGUCAGAGGAUGGUGGUUUUAACCUCCAGACAAGAGAAGGUGGCAGCUCUGGUUAGAAUUGGACAUGGAGACAGGGAGAGAAAUUAAAAAUUCAUUUUGGCUGUACAGUCAAUAACACUGGUUAAUGGAGUGAAUGUUGGGGUGAGGGAAGGAGAAGCAUCUCGGAUGAGGCCAGUAGAGAGAAGGGAGGAGAUGGUGGGAGAAGCUGUGCCAUGAGCUUCGGAGCUGAAACAAAGAUGAGUGUGCACCAUCACUGCUCUCUGGUUCCAGAAUAUUUUCAGCACCCCUAAAGGAAAUCCUGUACCUAUUAGCGGUCACUCCUCAGUCUCUCCUUCCUCCAGGCCCUGGCAACGACUGAUUUGCUCUGUUUCUAUGGAUUUGCCUAUUCUGAAUGUUUAAUGUAAAUGGAUGCAUACAAUAUGUAGCCUUUUGUUUCUGGCUCCUUUUACUUAGUGUAAUGUUUCCAAGGUUAAUCCAUGUUAUAGCAUGUGUCAGUAUUUCAUUCCUUUUUAUGGUCAAAUAAUAUUCCAUUGCAUGAAUAUGCCACAUUCUGUGUAUCCAUUUGUCUGUUAAUGGAUAUUUGGAUUGUUUCCACCUUUUGGGUACUGUGAAUAGUGCUACUAUGAACAUUUGUGUACAAUUUUUGUUUGAACACCUGUUUUCAAUUCCUAAGAGAAGACCAGCUGCAUCACAUGGUAAUUCCAUGUUUAACUUUUUCAGGAAAUGUGGAACUGUUUUCAUAGUGGCUAAACCAUUUAAAAUUCCCACUAGCACUGCAUAAGGGUUUCAGUUUCUUCACUUUCUUGCAACACUUCUUUUCUUUUCUUCUCCUUUUUUUUUUUUUUUAGAGAUAGCUAUUCUAGUCAGUAUGAAGUAUCUUAUUUUGUUUUGAUCUGUAUUUCCCUAAUGACCUAUGAUGUUGAGUAUCUGUUCAUGUGCUUGUUGGCCAUUUGUAUAUCUUCUUUGGUGAAAUGUCUAUUCAAGUGCUUUGCCCAUUUUAAAAAAAAUUUUUAAUUUUUAUUAAAAAUUAUGGUAAAAAUUGUGGUAAAAUAAGCAUAACAAAAUUUACCAUCAUCACCACUUUAAAGUAUAUAGUUCAGUAGUAUUAAGUCUAUUCACAUUGUUGUGCAACCCAUCUCCAGAACUUUUUCAUCUUCCCAAACUGAAACUCUGUACCCAUUGCACAACUUCCCAUUCCCUGAUCCCCCUGGCUGUUGGCAACCACCAUUUUACUUUUUGUCUCUACGAAUUUGAUGACUCUAGAUGCCUCAUGUAAGUGGAAUCAUAUAGAAUUUAUAUUUCUGUGACUGGAUUAUGUCACUUAGCAUAAUGUCCUCAAGGUUCCUCCAUGUUGUAGCAUGUGGCAGAAUUUCCUUCCUUUUUAGGACUGAAUACUAUUCCACUGUGUGUAUAUGCCACAUUUUGUUUAUCCUUUCAUCUGCUCAUGGACAUUUGGGUUGCUUCCAUCUUUUGGCUACUGUGAAUAAUGCUGCUGUAAACAUGGAUGUGCAAAUAUUUCUUUGAGACUUUGCUUUUAAUUCUCUUGAGUGUAUACCUAGAAGUGGGAUUGCUGGAUCAUAUGGUGAUGUUAUUUUUCACUUUUUGAGGAACAGCCAUAUUGUUUUCCAUAAUGACUGCACCAUUUUACAUUCCCACCAGCAGUGCACAAGGUUUCUAGUUUCUCCACAUCCUUACCAACACUUGAUAUUUUCUGUUUUUUGAUAGUAGCCAAGUUAUAUCGUAUAAUGGUUUUGAUCUGAAUUUCCCUAAUGAUUAGUAAUGUUGAGCAUCUUUUCUUAUACUUACUGAUCAUUUGUAUACCUUCUUUGGAGAAAUGUAUAUUUUUAAAUUGGAUUGUUUGUGUUUUUGUUGUUGAGUUCUAAGAGUUCUCUAUAUGUUCUGGAUUUUGUACCCUUAUCAGAUAUAUAGUUAACAAAAAUCUUCCCAUUCUGUGGAUUGUCUUUUCACUCUCUUGACAGUGUCUUUUGAUGCACAAAAGCUUUUAAUUUUGAUGCAAUCCACUUUAUCUGUUUUUUCUUUUGUUGUGUGUGCUUCUGUUGGCGUAUCUAAGAAACCAUUGCCAAAUACAAGGUCAUGAAGAUUUAGCCCUAUGUUUUCUUCUAGGAGUUUCUUAGUGUUGGCUCUAAUUGCUCUGGUUCGAACUUCCACUACAGUAUUGAAUAGAAAUGGGGAAAGUGGGUAUCCUUGCCUUCUCCUGAUCUUAGGAGAAAUGCUUUCAGUCUUUCACCAUGAUGUAUGAUAUUAGCUGUGGGUUUUCAUAAAUUCCCUUUAUCACACUGAGGAAGUUCUCUUCUAUUCCUAGUUUGUUGAGUGGUUUUUUUUUUAAAUCAUGAAAAAAAGUUGAAUCUUGCCAAUUGCUUUUUCUGUAUCAAUUGAAAUGAUCACAUGUUUCCCCCCAUUCAUUCUGUUAAUGUGGUGUAUUAUGUUAAUAGAGUUUUAUAUGUUGAACCACCCUAGCAUUCCUGGGAUACAUUCCAGUUGGUCAUGGUAUAUAAUCCUUUUAAUAUGCUGCUGUUUACCAGUAUUUUGUUGAGGGUUUUUACAUUUAAAUUUAUAAAGGAUAUUGGUUCAUCAUUUUAUUUUCUUGUGAUUUCUUUAUCUGGUUUUGGUAUCAAGGUAAUGCUGGCCUUAUAGAAUGAGUUAGGAAGUGUUGCUUCUUUUUUCAGUUUUUGCAAAGAGCUUGAGAAGUAUUAGUGUUAAUUUUUCUUUAAAUGUUUGGUAAAGUUCACUAGUGAAGCUUUCCUUUUGUGAGGUUUUUGAUAACUGAUUCAAUCUCUUUAUUUCUUUUUAGGUCUGUUUAGAUUUACUAUUUCUGCUUGAGCCAGUUCUGGUAGUUUGAGUGUUUCUAGGAAUUUGUUCAUUUCAUCAAGGUUGUCUAAUUUGUUGGCAUUAAUUAAUUGAUUAUUGUUACCAAAUUAAUUGUUUAGAAUUCUUGUUCUUCCUGUUACUGAGAGAGUAGUGUUAAAAUCUCCCAACCAAGAUUGUCAAUAUCUUUCUUUUUCAGUUCUGUCCAUUUUUGUCUUUUAUUUUUUGAGACUAUGUUAUUAGGUGCAUACAAAUUUAGGAUGAUUAUAUCCUCUGGUAGAUUGACCCUUUUAUCAUUUUGAAAUAUCUUUCUUUAUUAGUAGUAAGGCUUCUUGCCUUCAAGUCUAUUUUGUCACUUGUCAGUAUAGUUAUACUGGAGUUCUUCUGUAGUAGAAAAUAUGUUUCUAUCCUUUUGCUUCCAAGAUUUCUGUUCCCUUGUACUUAAGAGGGGUCUCUUGUAUCAUAUAUUUUACAAAAAUCAAGUCUGAUAAUCUUUGCCUUUUAAUUUGACCAUUUAAUGAAUUACUGAUAUAUUUGAUUUCAAACAUAUCAGGGUACUCUUUCUUUUCUCUUUGACUCAUCUCUUCUUGUUGCUUUUUUCUUCUCCUUUAUUGACUAUUUUGGAUUAUUUAAUUUUUUGGUAGAGUUUCAUCUUCCCCAUUAGCUUGUUAGUUGUGAAUUCUUCUAGAAUUCUUAUUGUGGUUUGCAAUAUGCAUCACUGACUUUAACCACAUGCUGGGGAAUGAAAUAAUCUUACAAUACUUUAUCAUCCUCUCAACUCAUAUACUAUUGUUAUCAUCCUUUUAACUAUUAUAUCUUUUUCUAUAUUUUAUUCCCUGGAAAAUUUUAUUAUCAUUGCUUUGUCAAUGUUCAUUUAGAUUUAGCCACUGUUUUUGUUGCUUUUCAUUCCUUUCUGCUUCUCUAUGCUUCCACUUACAAUAACUUUCUUUCUGUCUGAAGAACCCCCUUUAGUAUCUCCUGUCUUAAUUUCAACUUUUUUUGGUUGAAGUAUGAUUGGGGGCUUUCCCAGGGCUCCUUGUAUUUGGUGGGCCCUGAAUUCCAAUUUUUGUUCUUUGUUUUUGUUUUUGUUCUUGACCACUUAGUUGCUCAGCCUUUUGGCAUGGCUUGAGAAUUGACAAGUGCUUCGAAUAAAAGCUGCUCAUCUCUCCAUGCUUCCCUUCUUUGCCCAGUCUUUACCCUUGAAGUCCUCACUGCUCUUCUAUUUCUCCAGUGUCUUCACACAGAUGUUUUAUUAGUAUUCUGACCAGCAGUUGUUUCUGAUAAGAAGGUUCAUCUGCAACAAGAUAGUCUAUCAUUACUCAGAUUGGAAAUCUUGCCUGGUUAUUUUUUGAUUUUGUACCCCUGACUGAUGACUGAGUGUGUGGAACUCAGACAAUAUUAUCAGCAUUGCCUUCAUACUCCUCAAUUAUGAAUGUGCACGUGACUAUAUACAUGUAUAUAUACAUACAUAUAUGUACAUGUAAAAUAUACAUAUGAAACAUACUAUAUUAAGGUACAUAUAGGAUCAUUUUUCUUAACCCUUUGGAAAAGGUGUAGAAAAUUCUUGCUUGUCAGCUACUUAUAAAGCUUUAUAUCAUUGUUUUCUGAGUUAUUUUCUGUGAUGUGUGAAUGUCCCACGUGAUGUUCAUAGAUUCUCUUUGCUGAAAUGGUGCUAAGGUCAAUACAUUUGGGAAACUGUACAUGGAAUCCUCUCUUUGGAGACUCUCAACAAACAGAAGCACAUGAAACAUGUAAAUAAACUCAUUUGAUUAUGAAAUCCUUUUUAGGGGGGAUUCCUAUUCCCAUCUGUAGGUGAAUCUUGGGAAACACUGCCUUAUAGCAAACCUAAAUCCACAAAGUCCUAUACCAAUAAAUAUCUGGUGUUCCAUGGUCUUUGUCUUCACAAAGGUGAAGUUUUCUCAAAUGUGGACCCUGCAAAGAAAGUCUGAAAGUAUGCACCUCAGGUGUUGGGUGUGGAUGGCUGAAGCCCCUCCUCUACUCAGUGACUUAAAAAAGAAGGCAGACUUUGGGGUCCAGUCAUUCCCAGCUCUUUGUCUAUUUGUGCCUCCUGGAGUGAAACCAUCUGCUUGGGUUCCUUUGGUCCCAGUGCAGCUCAGCAUGUGGUACCCAUGUAUGUUGGUGGAAAUUAAUUUUUGAUUCUUUUAAGACCAAACUCUCCCUCACUUCACCUACCUCUUGGAGGUCUUGCCGCCCCUCU
This is a messenger RNA of Camelus dromedarius (Arabian camel), 27387 nucleotides long. It is a transcript of the gene PSD2, whose product is annotated as pleckstrin and Sec7 domain containing 2. NCBI's taxonomy places the organism in Eukaryota, Metazoa, Chordata, Mammalia, Artiodactyla, Camelidae. The record is from RefSeq and is a predicted model, not a curated record. Gene Ontology annotation, biological process: regulation of ARF protein signal transduction. The transcript is spliced from 11 exons. Bases 17680 to 18990 code for a protein of 436 amino acids. Gene Ontology annotation, molecular function: phospholipid binding; guanyl-nucleotide exchange factor activity; protein binding.